AUGUCAAUUCGCAGACCGCCCGUGUAUCAACGCCGUGAUAGAGACCAAACCUUGCGAUUUACUGAGAAUGGCAAAUUCCAAAUUUCGGUUUUUAGCGACUUGCAUUUUGCCGAAGAUGAUGAAGCAGACAAGAACACCACAAGGGUGAUGAACUCCGUUCUUUCUUCGGAGAAUGUGCAACUUGUGGUGCUUAAUGGCGACUUAAUCUCUGGCGAGGCAACACAAAAGUCCAAUUCUAGUCUCUACGUCGAUCGAAUUGUUGCACCACUGGCCGAUCGUGGUUUACUAUGGGCAUCGACUUAUGGGAAUCAUGACAGCGAGAUUAAUCUGGACCCCGAAGAGACGUUUCGUCUAGAGGCAAAACAUGAAAACAGCUUAACCCAGAAACAAGUGCUUGGGUCCACUUCUGGGAUCACGAACUAUUAUCUGCCAAUAUUCCCGCAUGAGGGUUCGAAUGAUAAUACCCCCGCGUUUAUACUAUGGUUUUUCGACAGUCAAGGUGGUCAUUAUGCCAUGAAAAAGAAUGAAGAUGGCGAAUCAACCCCGAAACAGAAUUGGGUAGACGAUAGCGUUACUGAAUGGUUUACAAAAACCAAUAAAAACUUAACAUCUACCUACGGACAAACAAUCCCAUCUCUAGCCUUCGUCCAUAUCCCAGUCCAUGCAAUGCGCGCAUUCCAGAAAUCUGGCGUUAACCCAACGAGCGAACCAGGAAUCAACGGAGAACGAGUCCAGGAACAAGGCUACGACACCGAGUCCGGCUACCAAUUUCAAGAUUACCAAUUUAUAAGCGCUCUAUUGAAUACCACGGGGCUGAUGGCGACUUUCAGUGGCCAUGAUCACGACAAUGACUGGUGCUUCAAAUGGGAUAAUAAGCUUUCUGGCCUCAAUAUCACUGGAAAUGGUGUAAACAUGUGCUACGGUCGACAUACGGGAUAUGGAGGGUAUGGCGAUUGGGCACGUGGUGGGAGACAGAUUUUGUUGGAUGAGAAGUUGCUUGGGGACGAUAUGCGGACUUGGGUUCGGAUAGAAGAUGGGUCAAUUUCAGGGGAUGUCCAUCUCAAUGCGACGUAUGGCCAUGAUCGAUAUGGGUUGGCUGAGAGGAGGAAUGCCAGCGAUCAAAAUGGUGGUCUUUCGCUUUCUCCUCAAUACUUGGGUAUUUUUGUGUGGAUAUUUGUAUUUUAUAGGCUUAUAUCUGGAGUUCACUUAUGGUAA
Messenger RNA from Penicillium vulpinum, 1215 nucleotides. RefSeq names its product metallophosphoesterase family protein. The coding region runs from base 1 to 1215 and encodes 404 amino acids. Gene Ontology annotation, cellular component: cytoplasm. NCBI's taxonomy places the organism in Eukaryota, Fungi, Ascomycota, Eurotiomycetes, Eurotiales, Aspergillaceae. The record is from RefSeq and is a predicted model, not a curated record. The transcript has 4 exons. Gene Ontology annotation, molecular function: hydrolase activity, acting on ester bonds.